UGACAGUUUUAGGGACAUUUAAUUGUUGGUGCUCGACAAAGCAAUAUGAAAGUGUUCGUGGUGUUACUCGUGUUCGCGGCCUUUUACCAGGCCUCGGCUAUGCGUAUAUGGAACUGGUUUUCAAGCGACGAUAUCGAAGACGUUAUAUCUCCUACGGCAGAGGUGACAGGCGAAUGCCGACGUCUGGCAGGGUGGGGUCAGUGUGCGUUCUAUGACUGUUUGGAGGACAGGUUCACAUGCGGAGAUGAUGGAUAUACCUUGAAAAUAAGCAAACAUUUCUGUUCAAAAAUAGACAGGAACUUUGGGACUUUUGAUGAUAUUGGUCAACUGUGGUUGAACAGGACCAGUAUCUGUCUGCUAAGUUACAUGCUACCAAUCUACGAACAGGAUUCAACCACUUGCUCCGCCAUAAAGGACGCCGGAAUAACAGCUAUCCUCAACUGCAAUGCAGAAGUGGUUGAUGGCACUGAUUUCUGUGGUUUCGUACAAACAAACGGCGACGCCUACUCUGCACUGAUGGGGCGGGACGAAAUCCUACUAAUGGCACAACUCGGAAAUCCAAGAGUGAUUGGCAGUAUGGUGUCGCAGGCGGUUCACUGUGGAGUAAGCAGCAUGAUGGACACAGUGGCAUCUCUUGGUGAAUCCAUCAGCAAUUUGGCCGGCAGUGUUGUCAGCAACAUCCGGGGAUGGUUCAGUUAAAAGGAAUAUAUUUCGUGUAAUUGGACUUUGGGAAAUAAGAGACUAUAUGAAACAAAGACUAGAUAAUUAAAAAAAUAGUAAUUAAAAGUUACGAGUAAAACACC
Mercenaria mercenaria is the source of this 803-nucleotide messenger RNA. RefSeq lists its product as uncharacterized. The transcript has 5 exons. Gene Ontology annotation, molecular function: hormone activity. NCBI's taxonomy places the organism in Eukaryota, Metazoa, Mollusca, Bivalvia, Venerida, Veneridae. Gene Ontology annotation, biological process: intracellular calcium ion homeostasis. The record is from RefSeq and is a predicted model, not a curated record. Gene Ontology annotation, cellular component: extracellular region. The coding region runs from base 46 to 699 and encodes 217 amino acids.